GGUACCUCUUCGUUCGUUUUUGUGCCCACUCCGAAAACCACACCGCCGACAUUUUGCGCAACCAAACCCCGAAUAUUCCCCUAUCGCAUCAACAAUGGUCCUCCUGAAAAGUCUUGGAUGCAACUCGACGUGACAUGAUAUCAUUUGCUAGUGCAGGAGCUUGAAAACUGCUCCCCUGGAUGUGGGGACUUACACCGCAUUUGUCUGUGAUCUGUUAAUCAUGCCUUCAUCAUCCGAUUACUUAAACCCCAACUCCCGAGCCAGCAUUGCUGGUGAUUCUGGUUCGGACGACGACCUUGACUUGGAAGAGCUCGAUCCAACUACAGCAACAAUUCACUCCCCACGUUCAACAGAUGGACCGUCGAGACCAAGAGACCAUGGUCCAGGGAUUGCGCUGAGGAAUUUGCGCCUGGGCGUAAGAGAUCGAGUGUGGGGCCGGAAUCACUCCGGAACGUACAGGGGAUCGGAGGACAUGGAUCAUUUGCUCGAAGAUCGAGACGACGGCUUGCGAAGGUCCCAUGCGAGCUCUCGCAAUUAUACUGAUGACGAUGCGCCCCUGUUAGAGGAAGGUCGACAUGAGUCGGGUCGUUCGUUUCCGGACAACGAGCGGGUGCCACGCAGGGGUCGUCGAUUCCGAUUUCCGGGUACUAAAAUAGCAAGUUUGUUCUUUGGCUCUUCGGCAUCGACUGCGAGUGAAACUGCGAUAGCGAAGCCUCCCCGCGAUGUUUUUGUAGGGCAGGUACAAAGGUCCAAAUAUCCGCCAAAUAUCGUUUCGAACGCAAAAUAUACCCCAUGGAGUUUCUUGCCACGUACAUUAUACAACGAAUUCUCGUUCUUUUUCAACAUUUAUUUCCUCCUCGUCGCGCUUUCACAGAUUAUUCCCCUGCUUCGGAUAGGCUACAUGUCCUCUUACAUCGCGCCAUUGGCGUUCGUCGUUUCCAUAUCGCUCGGGAAAGAGGCUUUGGAUGAUAUCGGUCGACGGCGAAGGGACGCAGAGGCGAAUGCAGAGGAGUUUUCUGUUCUAGCAUUCGAUAAGCCUCUGGGAAGACAGCCGGCUUUUGCGUCUGGCGGUGUCAACUCCGAGAUUGCAAAUGCCAUGCAAGUUACUAAAAGAUCUCGGGACCUGAAAGUUGGCGAUGUUUUGGAAAUUCGAAAGAACCAACGGCUUCCUGCCGACGUUGUGAUCUUGAAAAGCGUCUCGAAUGAUACGGCCCAUCAGGAGACCUUGACGGAAUCAUCCACAGAUCUUAUACAGGCAGACCAAAAUUCAGCACCGCCCGCGGCAGAACCUAGUUCGAGUCCUGCAGCAGAAACGACAAGUGCAUCGUCGGCUAGCGAUACGUUCAUACGCACAGAUCAGCUUGACGGUGAAACGGACUGGAAACUACGUCUACCAUCAGUACUAUCGCAAAACCUUCCACUUGUGGACCUCUCCCGGUUGAAAGUUACUGCGAGUGCACCUGAUAAAAGUGUAAAUGAAUUUGUUGGUACUAUUGAGUUAGGGCCUCCUGUCGGAUUCUACGACCCCCACGUUGAUAAGGCGGAUGACGAUGAUUCUGGUAACGAAGGAGUUCAAUCCAAAUCUGCUCCGCUGACGAUCGAUAACACGGCCUGGGCCAAUACUGUCCUUGCAUCAAAUACGAUUACAUAUGCCGUCAUUAUCUAUACCGGUUCACAGACACGAGCGGCACUUUCAACAUCCCCAUCUCGCUCCAAAGUAGGCCUGUUAGAGUAUGAAAUCAACAACCUGACCAAAAUCCUAUGCGUCUUGACCCUCGCCCUAUCGAUUAUUUUGGUUGCCUUGGAGGGAUUUCAGCCAACUAACGAUAAGGAGUGGUAUGUUGCGAUCAUGAUUUAUCUUAUCCUCUUCUCUACGAUUAUCCCUAUGAGCUUGCGUGUCAACUUGGAUAUGGCCAAGUCAGUGUACGGCCGUUUCAUUGAGCGUGACAAGGAUAUACCUGGUACCGUUGUAAGAACUAGCACCAUACCUGAGGAUCUCGGUAGGAUUGAGUACCUGUUGUCGGACAAGACGGGAACUUUGACCCAGAACGAAAUGGAGUUGAAGAAAAUCCAUGUUGGAACUGUGUCAUAUGCAAACGACGCUAUGGAGGAGGUGGCCUCAUAUGUCAGACAAAGCUUUUCUGGUAACUCAUUGACUACUCCCUCAACGCCGUUUGGAACUCAAACGGGACAUGGGGCAGCUCCUCGCACGCGAAGAGAAAUAGGUUCGCGUGUCAGGGAUGUUAUACUCGCUCUUGCUCUGUGUCACAAUGUUACGCCGACAAUAGACGAAGAAGAUGGUGUGAAAGUAACAAACUAUCAGGCCUCUUCGCCGGAUGAAAUUGCCAUUGUUCGGUACACCGAGGAGGUCGGGCUCAAACUGGCCUAUCGUGACCGUCAGACGAUAGUUCUCGAGUCUACGCACACCCGGAGUGUCGUUGUACGUGUCCGCAUACUUGAAAUAUUUCCUUUCACUUCGGAUAGUAAGCGUAUGGGCAUUAUCGUACAAUUUGAGACAGAUGGUGGAGUAUUAGAAUCCCCCAAACAAGGACCUGAGAUAUGGUUUUAUCAAAAGGGCGCAGACACGGUUAUGACCUCGAUCGUUGCAGCAAACGAUUGGCUUGAUGAGGAAACUGCCAACAUGGCUCGGGAGGGCCUGCGCACUCUGGUUGUGGGAAGGAAACGGCUUUCCUUGCAACAGUACCAGGAAUUCGAUGCGAAAUAUAAGCAAGCGUCGCUUGCUCUCCAGGGACGGGACGACGGGAUGGCCAAGGUCAUCAGCGAGUAUCUUGAACGAGAUCUGGAACUUCUUGGAGUGACUGGUGUCGAAGACCGUUUACAAAGGGACGUUAAGCCAUCAUUAGAACUUCUCCGCAACGCUGGAAUCAAAAUCUGGAUGUUGACAGGUGACAAGGUGGAGACAGCACGUUGUGUGGCUAUUUCUGCAAAAUUAGUUGCCAGAGGACAGUACAUCCAUACUGUCGCCAAAGUCAAAGACAAAUCGGCUGCCCAGGAAGCUCUGGAUUUUCUGCGCAACAAAACCGACUGUUGCCUGCUUAUUGAUGGCGAAUCACUCUCUCUCAUGCUUAGUCAAUUCCGGACAGCGUUCAUAUCAGUUGCAGUCCUGUUACCCGCUGUUGUUGCCUGUCGAUGCUCCCCAACUCAGAAAGCUGAGGUUGCGGACUUGAUCCGUCAGCAUACCAAAAAGCGAGUCUGUUGCAUAGGCGAUGGUGGCAACGAUGUGUCCAUGAUUCAGUCGGCUGAUGUGGGAAUUGGUAUUGUCGGUAAAGAAGGACGCCAGGCUUCCCUUGCAGCAGAUUUCAGCAUUACCCAGUUCCACCAUCUCACCAAGCUCCUGGUCUGGCACGGACGCAAUUCCUACAAGCGAUCUGCCAAGCUGGCACAGUUCAUCAUGCAUCGCGGUCUCAUCAUCAGCGCCUGCCAGACCAUGUACAGCAUUGCCAGUCACUUUGAUCCCAAGGGUCUCUUUAUCAACUGGCUCAUGGUCGGCUAUGCUACUGUUUACACCAACGCCCCCGUUUUCUCCUUAGUCUUUGAUCGUGACGUUGACGAGCACCUCGCUAAUCUCUACCCCGAACUGUACAAAGAACUCAAAUCCGGCCGCAGUCUAAGUUAUCGCUCCUUCUUCACCUGGGUCCUGAUCUCCGUAUACCAAGGGGCCGUAAUCCAAGGCCUCUCCCAGAUCCUCCUAGACACGAUCGCAGGACCCCGACUCAUCAGCGUAUCAUUCACAGCCCUGGUGAUCAACGAACUUCUAAUGGUCGCCAUCGCCAUAACUACCUGGCACCCUGUAAUGAUCUUCUGUCUCCUAGGCACAGCCCUCCUGUACGCUGCCAGCGUCCCCUUCCUAGGCGAGUACUUCGAUCUGCAAUAUGUGAUCACCGUGGAUUGGGUCUGGCGUGUCAUCGCUGUCGUCGCCGUGGCCAUCAUCCCCGUCUGGGCUGGAAAGUUGAUCCAACGAUCCUGGCAUCCUCCGAGUUACCGGAAAGUGAGGGGUUAGCUUAAUCAAAUUACCUUCUUACUUCUCUUCCUCACUUGAUCUUGUUUCCUACUGACCACCACCACGCUAUCCUUCUCUUCUCGCAUGUGACAAAAAUAUUUCAUCAGUUGAACGGUGUUUGGAGCGAGCGCUUCUUUGUGAUAUUUAUUGUAUGCCUAUAACAAGCAUCUCUUUUGAUAUUGCCACGGAGACACUGUCAUGGUUGAUAUAUAACAUUUUAGAAUUCCACUGGUUUACCUACUUGUG
This is a messenger RNA of Aspergillus caelatus, 4267 nucleotides long. RefSeq names its product aminophospholipid-translocating P4-type ATPase NEO1. The coding region runs from base 221 to 4021 and encodes 1266 amino acids. Gene Ontology annotation, biological process: phospholipid translocation; retrograde vesicle-mediated transport, Golgi to endoplasmic reticulum; endocytosis. Lineage: Eukaryota; Fungi; Ascomycota; Eurotiomycetes; Eurotiales; Aspergillaceae. The record is from RefSeq and is a predicted model, not a curated record. The transcript has 2 exons. Gene Ontology annotation, cellular component: endosome; trans-Golgi network; plasma membrane. Gene Ontology annotation, molecular function: magnesium ion binding; ATPase-coupled intramembrane lipid carrier activity; ATP hydrolysis activity.